AUGGCCACUGUACCUCUUGCUUUGAAGGCUGGUGUUGAGUCUAAGGACAAGCUCACAGAGCUUCUGUGGCAGGAUGCCUUGAGCCACCUUGGGUCUACAAACAAUGAGGUUCUUCUUCCCAUCAACGUCAUUGAUAUGAUCAGCCAGAACAACGUCAACAAGAUCAAGACCCGUCUCAGUGCUCUCAUUGGGGCCCCGGUGGUGGCAUUCGUUGAUGAAACAAUCAACGCGCUCCGGGUCAUGCGUACUCCUGCCUUUUCGGGUACUGCAGUUUCUGUGGCCUCGCCCGAGGUGGCAUCGGGCAUCAAGCUGGAGGCUGCCGAAGCAGCUGCCCCAAAGAAUGAGAGAACUACUGCCCCUGUGAGAACUGCGAAGGUUCCUCGUCCGCCUAAUGCAUUCAUUCUGUACCGCCAGCACCACCACCCCCAGCUCAAGGAAGCUCAUCCUAACCUGUCAAACAAUGAAAUUUCAAUUAUCCUGGGAAAGCAGUGGAAGGCGGAAUCUGAAGAUGUCCGAGUCGGCUUUAGAAGCCUGGCGGACGAUCUGAAGAAGAAGCACGCCGAGGCACACCCCGACUACCAGUACACUCCUCGCAAGCCGUCUGAGAAAAAGCGUCGCGCCUCUGGCCGGCAGCAGCCCAAGACCACCGCGGAGAUGAAGUCGCCUGAGCCUACCACCAUCAGUACCGCAGCCACCACUCCUUCCGUCGACGCCAACCUGCAGAUGGAGGCCAUGGUGAUGGAGGGCGCCGCCGAUCCCUUUGUCGGAUACAACAUGGUCAUGGGCCCCGACGCCGCCAUGGCACACGACCAGUUCCCGCUCGAUGCCGAGACUCUGGAGACGCUCAUCCAGCAGGCUCAGUCCGACUAUGGCAGCAAGGGCGCCAACAACAUGGUCUAUGGCUCGGCCGCCGCCAUGGAGGGUCCCUACGCGUUCAACGACAGAGCCGUGGGCGACUCCCUCGAGUUCUCUGACUUCAUCACCGAUCUCUUCUGA
Molecule: messenger RNA, 996 nt
Organism: Aspergillus heteromorphus CBS 117.55
Lineage: Eukaryota; Fungi; Ascomycota; Eurotiomycetes; Eurotiales; Aspergillaceae
Product: HMG-box domain-containing protein
Exons: 4
Coding region: 1-996 (331 amino acids)
Biological process (GO): cell differentiation; anatomical structure morphogenesis; negative regulation of transcription by RNA polymerase II
Molecular function (GO): DNA-binding transcription factor activity, RNA polymerase II-specific; RNA polymerase II cis-regulatory region sequence-specific DNA binding
Source: RefSeq, a predicted model, not a curated record